AUGUCUAAGGGAAUAACAUUGUGUGGCCAACAAAUUGCCCAAGUUAUUGGUCAAAAAAUUAGAUCAGAUGUGGCUUAUUUAAAAUCAAACUUUAACAUUUCUCCCAAAUUGGUCGUUAUUGAAGUUGGUAAUCUACCUCAGUCAAAGUUGUACAUAAAGCAAAAAUCCAAAUUCGCAGAAAAGUAUGGCAUACUUUUGUCCCACAUGCGAUUCCCAUCACAUAUACCUGAGUCAGUGCUUUUAGAUUACGUUUAUAAGUUGAAUUCUGAUUCAUCAGUGCACGGUAUCACUUUACAAUUACCGUUUGAUUCCGAUUCAAAUAUUAAUGUUAAUAAUUCACUGAAUGCUGUUGAUACUCUCAAGGAUGUUGAAGGUCUAAAUCCUUAUAAUACAGCUGUAUUAAGUCGUGGGGAUAUACUAUGUCCUCACUGUGAAAACGUAAAACAACAGCAUGUUCAUAUACCUUGUACAGCAGCCGCAUGCUAUGCUUUUAUUCGUCAUGUUAAUUUUCCUAUAAUUGGUUCACGCUGUGUAAUCAUUGGUGGUGGUCGUCUUGUUGGAGCACCCACAGCAGACUUGUUGUCACGAUCGUGCGGUGCAACAGUUAUACAAUGUCAUAUACAGUCAAAUAAUAUUAACGAAGAAAUUAAGCGAGGUGAUGUUGUCAUCUCAGCAGUUGGACAUCCAAGAUUAAUAAAGGGUGAAUGGAUUAAACCAGGAGCAUUGGUAAUUGAUUGCGGCUAUUCUGUUCUGAAUGAUCCUCAAAAUCCAAACAAAUCACGAUGUGUCGGUGAUGUAGAAUUUGAAACAGCUAUAGAAAACGCGAAGUGGAUUACACCAGUUCCAGGUGGUGUUGGCCCAGUUUCAAUCGCUAUGCUAUUUCGUAAUACUGUGAAUAGUGCUAAAUGGUCUGUAGGGUUAAAUAAUUCCAUAUGUUCUUGUCCAAAUUAUUGUGAAAACGAUAUCCUGUUUAAAGAGCAUGUUGAUAGAAAAGUGUCUACAUAA
Molecule: messenger RNA, 1005 nt
Organism: Schistosoma margrebowiei
Lineage: Eukaryota; Metazoa; Platyhelminthes; Trematoda; Strigeidida; Schistosomatidae
Source: the annotation of a GenBank genome assembly